CAAAGAUAAAUUUGUGCUCUACAUGCUAUAAAUAAGCACCCCCUCUCAGACUUGUUGUUCAUUGCAAGACAUUGAUUUCCUCUGUAAAAUAUCCAUAGCACACUCAAAAGGCUUUUCUACCUGACUUAGAUUUCAUUGAUUCUUUUCAAUACAUUGCUACAUCAUAUUCUAAGGACAAUUAAACAUAGACUACAUGGGGUUGAUGGCCGUUGACCAAACUCACUUGUUGUCUAAGAUGGCCACCGGGGAUGGGCAUGGUGAAGCAUCCUCAUACUUUGAUGGAUGGAAGGCUUAUGAUAAAAACCCCUUUCAUCCCACUCAGAAUCCUAAUGGGGUUAUCCAAAUGGGUCUUGCAGAAAAUCAGCUUACUUCUGAUUUGGUUGAAGAUUGGAUACUGAAUAACCCACAGGCUUCUAUUUGCACUCCAGAAGGAAUAAAUGAUUUCAGAGACAUAGCUAACUUUCAGGAUUAUCAUGGUCUACCCGAGUUUAGAAAUGCUGUGGCUAAAUUCAUGUCUAGAACAAGAGGAAACAGAGUCAAGUUUGACCCUGACCGUAUCGUUAUGAGCGGUGGAGCAACUGGAGCACACGAGGUCACUGCCUUUUGUUUGGCAGAUCCCGGUGACGCAUUUUUGGUGCCUAUACCCUAUUAUCCAGGAUUUGACCGGGAUUUGAGAUGGAGAACAGGAGCUCAACUUGUUCCAGUUAUGUGCGAUAGCUCAAACAAUUUCAAGUUGACAAGGCAAGCAUUGGAAGAUGCUUAUGAGAAAGCCAAAAGGGAUAACAUAAGAGUAAAGGGUUUACUCAUAACCAAUCCAUCAAAUCCAUUAGGCACAAUCAUGGACAGAAACACACUAAGAACAGUGGUGAGCUUCAUCAACGAGAAGCGUAUCCACCUUGUGUGUGAUGAAAUAUAUGCUGCAACAGUUUUCGGCCACCAAAAUUUCAUAAGCAUAGCUGAAAUAUUGGAGGAAGACACAGACCUAGAAUGUGACCGCAACUUGGUUCACAUUGUUUAUAGUCUUUCAAAGGAUAUGGGGUUCCCUGGCUUCAGAGUUGGCAUCAUAUACUCUUACAACGACGCUGUUGUCAAUUGUGCACGCAAAAUGUCAAGCUUUGGGUUGGUGUCUACACAGACUCAGUAUCUUUUAGCAUCAAUGCUAUCUGAUGAUGAGUUUGUGGAAAGGUUUCUGGCAGAGAGUGCCAAUAGGUUGGCACAAAGGUACAGGGUUUUCACUGGGGAAUUGAUGAACGUUGGCAUAAAGUGCUUGCAAAGCAAUGCUGGUCUCUUUGUGUGGAUGGAUUUGAGGCACCUUCUCAAGACGCCAACUUUAGAGUCUGAAAUGGAGCUUUGGAGAGUGAUCAUUCAUGAAGUUAAGAUCAACGUUUCACCUGGAUCUUCCUUUCAUUGCACUGAGCCAGGGUGGUUUAGGGUGUGCUAUGCUAACAUGGAGGACAUGGCUGUGCAAAUUGCUUUGCAAAGGAUUCGCACCUUUGUGCUUCAAAACAAGGAGGUCAUGGUGGCUAACAAGAAACAAUGUUGGCAGAGUAGUUUGAGGCUGAGCCUCAGAAAAUCAAGAAGGUUUGAAGAAAUCUCGAUGUCACCUCACUCCCCCAUACCUCAGUCUCCUCUAGUUAAAGCCACAAUUUGAGUUGGCAUGUUUCUCUGUGCCCUUUAGAAGAAAUAACUGAUACGAAGAUUAUUGAUUUUCUGAUUUGUUAUUUUGGCAAGGUACAUAAAUGCUGGAUUUGAUCUUUUUAACAACAAUAACAGGAAAAUCCUGAUAUUGUUUAUGUUACCAACAUCAGUAUCUGUGCCUUGCUUCAUAGAACUUGUGCUGCAUGAUGCAUGUCCCUUCAAUCUUAGGGGAAUUUUUUCUUUUUUCACUUGCCAAAUAAUGGGUUCAAGGUGAAAAAAGUUUAGAGUUUGUAAGGUUAUUUGUUUAUUAGAAGAGUCCUGAAGAUGUCUGUAUUUCACUAUUUCUGUUACUGAAAUUGUAAGGUCAAUGAUAAAUAAAUUGUUAUCAAAGGAUCUUCAUUCUUCAA
This is a messenger RNA of Cajanus cajan (pigeon pea), 2045 nucleotides long. RefSeq names its product 1-aminocyclopropane-1-carboxylic acid (acc) synthase 6 (gene ACS6). Gene Ontology annotation, molecular function: transaminase activity; pyridoxal phosphate binding. NCBI's taxonomy places the organism in Eukaryota, Viridiplantae, Streptophyta, Magnoliopsida, Fabales, Fabaceae. Gene Ontology annotation, biological process: biosynthetic process; amino acid metabolic process. The record is from RefSeq and is a predicted model, not a curated record.